Molecule: messenger RNA, 535 nt
Organism: Corapipo altera (White-ruffed manakin)
Lineage: Eukaryota; Metazoa; Chordata; Aves; Passeriformes; Pipridae
Product: glutaryl-CoA dehydrogenase, mitochondrial-like
Exons: 3
Coding region: 205-432 (75 amino acids)
Biological process (GO): fatty-acyl-CoA biosynthetic process; fatty acid beta-oxidation using acyl-CoA dehydrogenase
Cellular component (GO): mitochondrial inner membrane
Molecular function (GO): glutaryl-CoA dehydrogenase activity; flavin adenine dinucleotide binding; fatty-acyl-CoA binding
Source: RefSeq, a predicted model, not a curated record
GGGGUCGAGAGGGAUUUCAGUGUCCCCGUCCCCCUCCCCACAGAGUCACCCCCAAGAUGGUGUCGAUGCUGAAGCGCAAUUCCUGCGGGAAGGCUCUGGGGGUGACAGGGGACACGGGGUGACAGGGGACAUGCUGGGGGGUCCAAGGGGGUCCCAGGGGGAUUUCAGUGUCCCCGUCCCCCUCCCCACAGAGCCACCCCCGAGAUGGUGUCGAUGCUGAAGCGCAAUUCCUGCGGGAAGGCUCUGGCCAUCGCAAGGGACGCGCGGGACAUGCUGGGGGCCAACGGGGUGUGCGACGAGUUCCACGUCAUCCGGCACCUCCUCAACCUCGAGGCCGUCAACACCUACGAGGGAACCCACGACAUCCACGCGCUGAUCCUGGGCCGGGGCAUCACCGGGAUCCAGGCGUUCGCCCCACCCAGGGGGACGUAGAGGGGACAUCGAGGACAUGGGGACAACGGGGACACCGAGGGACACCGAGGACAUGGGGACACCUGGGACAUCAAGGACAUGGGGACAACGGGGACAAUGGGGA